UGCAGACAAAUUCAAGUAUGAAACUUUAGCUUAAAAGCAAAGUCAACCUUUUUACUUUUGUCUUUCCGAACCUUCCAUAAAAAGAGGACAAAAUUUUGCCAACCUUCCUCAAUCUUUGUUUUCUCCUUCAUUUUUUAAUCACCAGUCAAAGUUUUCAAUACAAUUGUUAUAAUCUCGUGGGUGACAGCUGAGACUUUGGACUGCGGACAGAAAAGUUCUCCUUUUUCACACUUGAAUGCUUCGUUUUUCUUUGGUUUUUCUCGACCCUUCUUUAUAUCAGAUUGUUCUCUUUUUUGGUUCUUGUAGUUGAAACAGGUGACAACAAGAAGACCCAGAGUUUUAUUUUGGAUGGGGUCUUGUUUUAGUGCUAGAAUCAAAGCUGAGAGCCCUCUUCACAACGGGGCUAAUUCAAGAUAUGGGAGCAAAAAUGGUGAAGAAAUGGGUGGUUCAAGCAGCAGGGUUUCUUCAAUGUCAAUGCCUAGAACCGAGGGGGAGAUUUUACAGUCUUCAAAUUUGAAGAGUUUCAACUUCAGUGAACUUAGAACAGCCACCAGAAAUUUCCGACCGGACAGUGUUUUGGGUGAAGGUGGUUUUGGUUGUGUUUUUAAAGGUUGGAUUGAUGAGAAUUCACUUACAGCAGCCAAACCUGGUACUGGUUUGGUUAUUGCUGUCAAAAGGCUUAACCAGGAGGGUUUUCAGGGUCACCAAGAAUGGUUGGCUGAAAUCAACUACCUGGGGCAACUGCAUCAUCCUAAUCUCGUGAAAUUGAUCGGUUACUGCUUAGAGGACGAUCAUCGACUUCUGGUUUACGAAUUCAUGCCAAAGGGCAGCUUAGAGAAUCAUCUUUUUAGAAGAAAUUCUUAUUUUCAACCACUUUCCUGGAACCUCCGGAUGAAGGUUGCUCUUGGUGCUGCUAAGGGCCUAGCAUUUCUACAUUCCGAUGAGGCCAAAGUCAUAUACAGAGACUUCAAAACUUCGAAUAUCUUGCUUGAUUCGAAUUAUAAUGCCAAACUGUCUGACUUUGGACUGGCUAAAGAUGGACCAACUGGUGAUAAGAGUCAUGUUUCGACAAGAGUCAUGGGUACUUACGGUUAUGCAGCUCCCGAGUAUAUGGCCACAGGUCAUUUGACAGCCAGAAGUGAUGUAUAUAGUUUUGGAGUUGUUCUUCUUGAAAUGUUGACCGGCAAGCGAGCAAUGGAUAAGAACAGACCUUCAAGAGAGCACAGUUUAGUUGAUUGGGCCAAGCCUUACCUUACCAGCAAACGCAAGAUUUUACACGUUAUGGAUUCUCGUAUCGAAAGCCAAUACACACUCGAUGCAGCAUUGAAAGCUGCUUAUCUUGCGCUGCAAUGCCUUUCUAUAGAACCGAAGCUUAGGCCUAAUAUGAAUGCCGUAGUGAAAGCACUUGAGCAACUUCAAGACUCCGGCCGUGAUCACAAAGGGGCCCCUCGAAAUUCAUCUGUUCUUAAUUCUCAUCAGCAUUCAAGGAAUGCUCACAAACAUCAAGCGAAAAAUGCAAAUGAUCUCGGCAACAGAAAUACUAUCUCAUAUCCUCGACCGGCUGCUUCUCCAUUGUGUACAUAAAGUAAAAAAUACCAGAUGCAUGCUUUUUAUUGUUGCAGUCAAUACUUGGAUGGACUUGGUAUCUUGAAGUGAAGUAUAUGUGUUCAAAUGUCUACCAUUUGUACAGUUGUUGAAUUCAGUAAUAUCUGAGUUGUGCAUUUUGAAUCAAUGGGGUCUCAAGGCCUUUAUACAAAGCUAAUAAAGGCUUCACUUACCUCUUGUUGAAGUGAAUGUGGGUUUUUCAUAUAUUUGGAGGAUUUA
This is a messenger RNA of Gossypium raimondii (Peruvian cotton), 1824 nucleotides long. Its product is annotated as probable serine/threonine-protein kinase PBL9. The transcript is spliced from 6 exons. Gene Ontology annotation, biological process: protein phosphorylation. The record is from RefSeq and is a predicted model, not a curated record. The coding region runs from base 349 to 1584 and encodes 411 amino acids. Gene Ontology annotation, molecular function: protein kinase activity; ATP binding. NCBI's taxonomy places the organism in Eukaryota, Viridiplantae, Streptophyta, Magnoliopsida, Malvales, Malvaceae.